AUGGCAGAGAACCCCACGCUCAUGUCUGACCUACCUCAAGGUCAUGUGGUCUCAUUUUCACGACUGAGGCGCUUGCGUCUAGAGGCACUCCAGAUCUCCAAAUGGUUCGAGGAACAUACAGACGGAAAUCAAUGGAUAGUGGUGCUCGGUCUAUCAACACCGGUAAUCGAAGCACUUACAAGCGACCACGGCGGUCUUGGGGGAAUCGCAUUUCGAUUUCAAUGGGAGGGCUCUACCGGCCUGAUCAAGGUCGUCCCCCGCAGCGAACAUGAGGUCGCCACUGAUAAGUUCACUGAAGUGAUUCGGGAUUCUUACAAGGCUAUGGGUGUCCCUAGCGAAGGAACGGCUUGGAUCGGAUCGACAACUUACCGAUUAGGGAUGAGGAAGGGCAAAGAAGCGGAUAAUGGAUAUGUACCUCCCUCUCGUUGUACUCAUCCGAUUGGAAACGUCGGCUACCCAACACUUAUAAUCGAAACAGGUGUAUCAGAAUCGCUUGGUCGACUUCGACAAGAUGCCCGGAAGUGGUUCGCAGAUUCUGAAGGUGAUGUCAGAAUGGUCGUUCUUAUCAUUGUUAGAAAAAACUAUGUCUCCUUCGAGCAGUGGCAGUUGGCUCCAAGCGGUGCUCCCCGCCCGCUAACUCGAAAUUACAUCCGGACCCUCCAGGCACAAACUCCAAAUAUUCCACCACUAAUCAGACAGCCGGCACGACUUCAGCAACCGUACUGUGCACAGUCUGUGGAUAUAACACCAAACCCAGUUGCGGGAAUGCCAAAUUUUAUGGAUGGGGACCCUAUGGUCCUCCCCUUCGUUGCAAUCCAGGAUCGUCCUCCGGGUCCAGGGGAGGGAGACGUGGUUAUUGGGCUGCAAAACUUCAAUUUUGUGACGGAGUUCUUGCUCUGA
Penicillium roqueforti is the source of this 900-nucleotide messenger RNA. RefSeq lists its product as uncharacterized. The record is from RefSeq and is a predicted model, not a curated record. Bases 1 to 900 code for a protein of 299 amino acids. Lineage: Eukaryota; Fungi; Ascomycota; Eurotiomycetes; Eurotiales; Aspergillaceae. The transcript has a single exon.